Messenger RNA from Bombina bombina (fire-bellied toad), 1319 nucleotides. Its product is annotated as plexin-B3. Bases 254 to 1303 code for a protein of 349 amino acids. NCBI's taxonomy places the organism in Eukaryota, Metazoa, Chordata, Amphibia, Anura, Bombinatoridae. The record is from RefSeq and is a predicted model, not a curated record. Gene Ontology annotation, cellular component: semaphorin receptor complex. The transcript is spliced from 2 exons. Gene Ontology annotation, biological process: negative regulation of cell adhesion; positive regulation of axonogenesis; negative regulation of cell migration. Gene Ontology annotation, molecular function: protein binding; semaphorin receptor activity.
UGUCUGGAUCAUGGAAGCUCACAGCUUUCCAGGAGAGCACACACCUGUCUCUGAGCCACCUCUGGUGUAUUGAUGCGGUCUCUGUGGAAUUAAUGCAAGGCAAACAAUGGUUCAGGGUAGUCUGUAAGGGCCUGUCUGGGCAGCUGCGCUACCUGCCAGGGGAAACAUACUAUAGACACAGUGGCCCAGGUGUACUAAGCCGUGCUGUCCCUAAAAACAUCUGCCCAGCGGUGCAGCUAUCCUGGUGAUAGUAAUGCUGGACCUGACUUCAUCCCUCCUUGUCCUCCAGUGCAUCUCUCUUUGUGCAUCCUCGUUCCCCUCCUUUCUCAGCCCCAAUGUCACCUUCAACCAUAUGGCACGUGACCCAAGCUCUGGUUACAUCUACAUUGGAGCUGUCAACUGGAUUUUCCAACUUUCACCGGACCUCAACCUUCUGGUGAAGGACAGUACAGGUCCAAAACAGGAUAGCCCAGACUGCCUUCCAUUCAAGGAACUUCGUGAUUGCCCACAGGCCUCGCUCACAGAUAACACUAACAAGCUUCUGAUUGUCAAUUCGUACUCUGGGGAACUGUUGACUUGUGGACAGGUCUUCCAGGGUAUUUGUGAGAAAAGGAACCUGACUUACAUCUCUAACAUCAUAUAUCAAACUGAAGAUCCUGGAGAUAACCAGUUUGUGGCUGCUAAUGACCCCAAGGUUACCACAGUGGGAAUUGUGGAGAGGGCUUUGGGAAGCCUUGAUCGCCUGUUUGUAGGCCGGGGCCUGACCGCAAGACUUUCUGGGGGAAUACCACCUAUUACCAUAAGACAGCUAGAUAAAGCUCCUGUUUUUUCCAAUGAAGGUCUAGGAAAACUAGUUGUGGGAGACUUUUCGGAUUACAACAAUAAUUACGUGGAUGUAUUUUCCAGCAAUGGCCAUAUCUAUUUCUUGUUUUUUCGUCGAGGGUCCAAAUCCCAUAUGGAUUACAAAACCUACUUGGGUAGCAUCUGCAUUAAUGAUACCUACCUCUACUCUUAUGUGGAAAUACCUCUCCAGUGCACUAAGGAUUACAACCUGGCACAGGCUGCCCACCUUGAGACGGAGACGCAGAAACUUUUUGUAGUCUUCGCAGCCAGUCAGGGUCCCACUUCCAUACCAAGUAGUCAAACUGCUGUUUGCUCCUACAGCAUGAAGGACAUCAAGGAAAGGAUAGAGAGGGCACGUCGGCUGUGCUACACCAAAGAAGGGAAGGGGGAGUCUGGGCAAGAAGAAGCUGGCAUAGAGUAUGGAGUCAACUCAAAGUGUGCCCCGCUUCCCACGGUAUGAGCUUAAGUAAUAAUAA